AUGAAGCUCACUCUCGGGCUCACUGCGGCCCUGGCUGGUUGCGCGGCCGCCGCGCAGCAGGCCGCCCACGUCUACAUGUUCCGUGGCGACGCUGAUAGCCACCAAACGACCGCGACACCCUCCAUCACACCCAGCCUGGCGCGCUUGAUUCUGCUGCAACGAGUGUCGCCGCUGGGCAAGGGGCCCUCGGUCGCAGAGAUCCCGGAGAACGUCGAUGACAAGACCGUAGCGGACUUGAUGAACCAAUUCGGCGGACCGAGCGAAUCCCUUUUCGAAGACGACACAACGACGCCCAGCCAAGCCCUCAUCUUGAUUGAGGGGCUCACAGACAGUGAGAUGAAGGAGAUGGAUGGAAAGUUUGGCAUGGGUGCCGCUUUCACAAUCUCAGCACCCCCUGCGUCGUCGGCGCACGAUAGCCUCCUCAAGAACGACAUCUACAACGCUGGCAUUGCCAGCCAACACAGCUGCAGCAUCUCCCAGGUCUUGAACCCCUUUGCGAAGGAAUGCUGGAGCGAAAGCGCCGCUGUGGCAAAAUACAACGUUCAAAAGGACAAGCAAGUUUUGAAGGAACUGUUGGAUCGGGCAUCCGACCUUGCGAAGCUUGCCAAGGCGGGCGAGAUGGAGACCACUGUGGUCGUCCUGCCCGCCUCUGGCAAGGCCACCAAGUGGUCUGAGGCGGGCCAGGAGUUGCGCCGCCGGCAGUCGCAGGCCGAGCAGGUCAUCUCUGCCGUCGAGCGCCCUGCCGAGUCGGACGCACCUGACGCCGAGACCUCGGAAAACAAGCAGGACACCGUCUUCUACCCUGGCAAGGAGGCCAUCCCGGCAUGCUUCGGAUCGAAGGAUAGCUGCUCCACGAGCACGGGCAACUGCUCCGGCCGCGGCGAGUGCUCGAACAAGUACGCGAACAGGGACGGCUCAGAGGGCAAGGAGGUCUGCUACGUCUGCCGCUGCCUCAGCACGGCGAGCGAGUCUGGCAGUGUGACGCACUGGGCCGGCCCCACGUGCGCCAAGAAGGACGUCAGCACUGCCUUUUGGCUGUUUGCCGGCUUUACUCUGCUCAUGGUCAGCGUCCUGACCCUCUCGAUCUCCAUGCUUUUCAACGUUGGGGAGGAGAAGCUGCCCGGUGUCAUUGGGGCUGGUGUGUCCAAGUCCAAGUGA
Molecule: messenger RNA, 1158 nt
Organism: Emericellopsis atlantica
Lineage: Eukaryota; Fungi; Ascomycota; Sordariomycetes; Hypocreales; Bionectriaceae
Exons: 2
Coding region: 1-1158 (385 amino acids)
Cellular component (GO): endoplasmic reticulum
Source: RefSeq, a predicted model, not a curated record